Ricinus communis (castor bean) is the source of this 1122-nucleotide messenger RNA. Its product is annotated as thiamine phosphate phosphatase-like protein. NCBI's taxonomy places the organism in Eukaryota, Viridiplantae, Streptophyta, Magnoliopsida, Malpighiales, Euphorbiaceae. The record is from RefSeq and is a predicted model, not a curated record. Gene Ontology annotation, molecular function: phosphatase activity. The coding region runs from base 102 to 863 and encodes 253 amino acids. The transcript has 4 exons.
AUAAAAGGUUUGAUUUUGUUCCUUUAGUCACAUCCAUUUGGCGUUAAAAUACCACUGUACUGGUGGGUGGCCGUGAAAACCACCACCGGUGGCGGGCGGCAAUGGCGCAAAUAGUGGUGGUUUUCGAUUUUGACAGGACGUUAAUUGAUGGCGACAGUGACCGUUGGGUGGUGACUCAAAUGGGACUCUCCUCAUUGUUUAAUCAACUGCGUUCUACUUUGCCGUGGAAUUCCCUCAUGGAUAGGAUGAUGAGGGAGCUUCACUCACAAGGAAAAACAGUCGAUGACAUUACUGAGUGCUUAAGUCGGAGUCCAUUACAUCCACAAGUUAUUGCAGCUAUACAAUCAGCUCAUGCCCUUGGAUGUGAAUUAAGAAUAAUUAGUGAUGCAAAUCAGUUUUUCAUUGAGAAAAUCUUGGAUCAUCAUGGAUUGUUGGGAUGCUUCUCGCAGAUCACCACAAAUCCUAGCUUAGUAGAUGAUGAAGGAAGGGUUAGGAUUUUUCCUUACCAUGCUUUGGGCACACCUCCUCACGGCUGUCAUUUAUGCCCUCCAAAUUUGUGCAAGGGCCUGGUAAUUAAUCAAAUCUGUGCUUCAACUGCUGAAAUUGAGAAAAGAAGAUUUAUUUACCUUGGAGAUGGGAGUGGCGACUUCUGUCCAACCCUGAAACUUAGAGAAGGUGACUAUGUGAUGCCCAGGAGGGACUAUCCCCUAUGGAAUCGCAUCUGCAGCAACCCAACUCUUGUCAAGGCAGAAGUUCAUGACUGGAGUAGUGGAGAGGAGCUUGGGGAGAUUCUUCUCCACCUUAUCAACACAAUUUUCACGGCAAAGAACAUUCAGAGUAGCAAUUCUAAUCAGUUGAAUUAAUCAGAAAGCAAGAUUUGCACUAAAGAAGCAUGCUCUCAAACUGUAACUGUUCCUCAUUAACUAGACAGCAGAGUGGCAUUAAUGGUAGGAAAGUUCCAUCAAUUAGAGCAAGAUAGUUUGUCCUCUGUAACUUUGUGCCACAUUUGAAAACUAGAUAUACAAGUCAAGCUAUAAACUUCUUACAAGAUGUGGAUAUGAAUUUCAUUAGCUACAUUUUAUUCAAACUUUUUGAUAAGAAGGUCCUUUAAUUUGUUUGUGA